CAUGUAUUUGUUAGUUGGUUGCUCAUAUUGAAGAUUGAUUUGGGUUUAGUUGGUGCUGCCAUUGCCCUUGACUUGUCAUGGUGGCUGAUCGUCCUUGGUCAUUUGAUCUACAUUUUAGUGGGGAAUACUGAUAGAGCUUGGACUGGUUUCUCUUUUCUAGCAUUUAAAGACCUCUAUGGCUUUGUGAAGCUUUCUUUGGCUUCUGGUGUAAUGAUAUGGUCUCUCUCUCUCUCUCUCUCUCUCUCUGUUUUGGUUUUAUUGCUGCUCUUCCUUAUAUGGGUUUUGUUCCAUGAUGGCAGUUUGGAAUUUUGGUACUUGAUGUUGCUGAUAGUUAUAACAGGAUAUUUGAAGAACCCAUUAGUAACAGUUGAUGCCCUAUCUAUCUGGUAAGAAUGUAUAAAGUAGUACUGUUAGCUUCAUUCAUCUAAUGGUAAAUUGGUAAUGGAUUUUCCAACAGAAUAUUAAUACUAAAUAUUGUUCAUAUUCCAAUUUUUUGCAGCAUGAACAUAAGAGGCUGGAAUGCCAUGAUUGGACUUGGACUCAAUGCGGCAAUAAGCGUGAGAGUAUCCAACGAACUAGGAGCCGGUAAUCCUCGAGCAGCAAAAUUUGCAGUGAUUGUGGUUUCUGCAAUGUCCAUGGCCAUAGCAGUGGUUUACAUGACAAUAAUCUUGGCAACCAGAGACUAUUUUCCUCGUCUUUUCACCAACAGUGUUGAAGUGAUGAAAGAAGUCAUCAAGAUUGCACCUUUGCUAGCAGUUACUGUGCUUAUAAAUGGACUUCAAAUAGUCAUAUCUGGUGUUGCUGUUGGAGCUGGAUGGCAAGCACUGGUAGCAUAUAUCAACAUUGGGUGCUAUUAUAUAGUUGGACUACCCACCGGCCUACUUCUGGGGUUUAAAUUUGAUUAUGGGGUUGAGGGUAUUUGGGGAGGGAUGAUUGGGGGCAUUGUUAUGCAAACCAUAAUCUUAGUAAUAGUUACUUCACGCACCAAUUGGAACAAGGAGGUGAUCAUAUUAAUAAACAUUUCCAAGACUAGAUUAUGUGAUUUGGAUUUGGAUUUGGCUGAGAAGAAAUGGAUUUUUACAAACUAUUGUUCAACUGACUUGCAGGCUUCAGAAGCAGAGAGCCGUGUUAGACAAUGGGGAGGAUAA
Telopea speciosissima is the source of this 1148-nucleotide messenger RNA. Its product is annotated as protein DETOXIFICATION 33-like. The record is from RefSeq and is a predicted model, not a curated record. Gene Ontology annotation, biological process: transmembrane transport. NCBI's taxonomy places the organism in Eukaryota, Viridiplantae, Streptophyta, Magnoliopsida, Proteales, Proteaceae. Gene Ontology annotation, molecular function: xenobiotic transmembrane transporter activity; antiporter activity. Gene Ontology annotation, cellular component: membrane. The transcript has 4 exons. Bases 501 to 1148 code for a protein of 215 amino acids.